Molecule: messenger RNA, 1116 nt
Organism: Saprolegnia diclina VS20
Lineage: Eukaryota; Oomycota; Saprolegniomycetes; Saprolegniales; Saprolegniaceae
Exons: 7
Coding region: 63-1055 (330 amino acids)
Molecular function (GO): 2-oxoglutarate-dependent dioxygenase activity
Source: RefSeq, a predicted model, not a curated record
GUCUAUUGGUCCUAUUGCCAAUCUCGACAUUGCAGUUUGCAUUUCAGAAAGGACGACCGACGAUGGAGCCGAUUUUAGCGCAGCUGGGUGAAGACGCGCAGGACUUUUGGGCGCCGCGGAAGAUUGCGCGCAUUCCGCCGCCGACACCGCUGGCCUUCUACCGCGACUACGUCAGCAAGAACAUCCCAGUCAUUAUCGUCGGCGGCAUCGAGCACUGGCCCGCGCUGCGCAAAUGGUCGGACGCCUUCUUCGACGAGACCAUUGGCGACAAGACAGUGACUGUCGACGUCACGCCGUCGGGCUAUGGCGACGCCGUGCUCCAGCUUGCGGACGGCACGGACGUCUUUGUGCAGCCAGAAGAGCGCGACGUGACAUUCCGCGAGUUCCUCCGCAUGUACCACGACCCUGCGUUUGACGGCAUCCCGUACCUUUCGCACCAGAAUGACAGUCUGCGGGACCAAUUCCCCGAGCUCGUCAACGACGUCGAUGACGCGAUUGGCUUUGCGGCCGAGGCCUUUGGCAACGCUCCCGAAGCCGUCAACCUCUGGAUCGGCGACGAGCGCGCUAUCUCGACCAUGCACAAGGACCACUACGAGAACAUGUAUUGCGUUGUGCGGGGCCAGAAGCACUUUACGCUAUUGCCGCCGUCCGACGUGGCCUUUCUUCACGAGACCGAGUACCCGACGACGCGCUACGUGCACGUGACCAAGACCGCCGGCAUCGACCCGUCCGCGCUGCGACCGUCGUCGCAUCCGAUGUGGCGCAUUUAUAUGCCUGCCUCGGCCGCGUCCGACAUGACCCCGUGGAUUCCUGUGGACCCGCUUGCGAUUGACGCGACAACCUUUCCGAACGCCAAGCACCUUCGCCCGUUGGAGGUCGUGCUCGAGAAGGGCGAGAUGCUCUACUUGCCGUCGCUCUGGUACCACCGCGCGACGCAGCUUUGCGACACCGUGUCAGUCAACUACUGGCAUGACAUGGAGUUUGAUGCCAAGUACGUCUACUUCAACUUUGUCCAUGGCGUCGCCAAGUCGCUGCAAACCCAAGACGCCAACUAGUUCGAGUAUGGAUAGUUCGAGUAUGGAAUAAUGCGCCUUUGCAACCAGUUCUUAGUGUGUC